UCCUCUGCAUCUGAACGCCAUAUUUGAUUCUUCUGCAUUUUAUAAAAAGAAGAAAGCGUGAAUUUUCAAUUUAAAAUGCGAGUUAUCACCAUAAAAAUAGUGAAAAGAUCCAGCUAAAAUAUGCUUUAACCCGGGCACAAGGGAUACAGCGAACGAGUACUACCAGCGGCGUCACACAGUUGCGUUUUUGGGAAAGUCUCCGAGCUCUUCAGAUAUGGAGCAAUAUAUAGUGCCCCUAGAGGAUCCAGUGUACUCCGAUUUGCAGGUAGUGCAAAUGCCCCAAGAUGAGGUUGGGUCCUUGGUGCUGCAGGACGACCAGCAAUUGGUGUUUAACGAGCAGCAGCAAGUUGUGUACCAAACCGCAGCUCCAUCCCAGUAUCAGCAGCCGCAACAGGCGCCGGCACCUGCUUACCACAUUAUUGGUGGCGAUGAUUUGGCCCAGCAGCAGCAGCAACAACACCAACAGCAGCAGCAGCAGCAACAGCAGCAGGUCGUGAUGCAUCAUCAGCAACACCAAGUACAGCAGGUACACUACCAGCAGCAAGACCCCCAGCAGCAGCAGCAAAUCCACAUGGAGCAACAGCAACAACAACAGCAGCAGCAACAGCAACAGCAACAAUAUGUGCAGCACCAGCAACCCGCCAUUCAGCACACUCAGCAAAUUUACUACACCUCCGAGCAAGUACUGCAGCCCAAUGCCAUUGUCCAGCACAUGCAGCAGCAGAAGAAGCAGCAACAGCAGCAGCAGGUGCUACAACAACAGCAGCAGCAAUACCAACAGCAUGCGCCCACCUAUCAGGUUCAGGCUUCUCCCCAGCAACAACCCCAGUUGCAGCAACAACAGCAGCACCCGCAAGCGCAGCAGCCACAAACGCUCCAGCUGCAAACGUCGCCUGCCCAGCAGCAGCAACAGCAGCCGCAGCAGCAUCAGCAAAUCGUCUACCGCAUGACAACCACCCAGCAACCUCAAAGGCCAUUAAGUAUGCUGAACAACACUCAUGUGAUCGUCCAGCAGCAACCGGUGUUGAUCCAAGCCCAGCAGCAUCAGGAGCUGAUUAUGCGGCAGGCCACCGCCAUUCAUCCGUACAAUAAUCGAGUUGUCUACGCCACUUCACCGCAGCACCAGCAGCAACAGCACGUCCUCCAGCAACACGUUCAGCAACAGCAAGUGCAGCAGCAGCAGCAACAGCAGUUGCAACUCCAGGCCACCACUCAGACAGCUCACUUGGUUCAGGCUCGCGUCGUGCCGCAGCAAACAAACGUGGUCUACCAGCAGCUUCAGGUCCAGAAGGUCCAGCAGCAACAGCCCCAGCCCCAGCAACAGCAGCAAGCACCACAGCAGCAGCAACAGCCUCAGUUGGUGCAACAGCAACAGCCGCAACUGGUAGCUACCUCUGCCGCCGGCGGAACGCAACUGGUGAGAGCCUCUUCAGGGGAAUCCCCGCGUGGAGGAGCUGUCGUGGCCAGACCAGGCACCCUUAUAUCCACCAGACCCACGCUCACGCCGACGACCAUCGUGAGGCAAGUCCGCCCGCGAGGUGGAGGUGGAGUCGUGGGUGCCUCCGUGCCCGGCGGAAUCGUUCGGAAUAUGCGUCCGACCGGCAUACGGCCAACUCGAGCUCAAUUGGUUGUGCAAACGAGCGGCGCCGACGGUGGUCAGACCAUGCAGAUAGUGACCCAGACCCAGAUGAAGCACAUCACUAUCAGCACGAAUCUCGGCCAGCAGCAGCCUCAACAACAGCAGCAGCUGCAGCAGCAACAGCGUCAUAUUUAUCGCACCCACAUGGUCAGCGACGGGAGUCCCCAGCAGCAACAGCAGCAUCACAUGCUGAUGAUGCGCCAGGCUCCCAUUCGCUAUAGAGCUCCCGUUGCGUUGGCCUCAGCUGUGCCCACUCCUGUACCCACAGCAGCGUCCGCCGCUAAUCCCGCUGGUGGAGUGGUCCAAGCCACGAACAGCAAUAUUGGCAUGGACCUGGAGGAUCGUAUUCAGGCGGCAGUCCUCAAGAAGGAACAGCAGAAGCCUCAGCCGCCACCGCAGCUGCCUCCCAUGCAGAUAGGAACCGGUACUACUCUAACCACCUACUAUCCCGGACCAGGAGCAGCCACCCAGGAAGAGGACCAACAACAACAGCAGCAGCAGCAGGUCGUGCAGGGCCAGGUCCAGGGUAUGCGUACCGCUGGAGCCAGCAUGACUCUGGCGGAGUAGAAGCGGCAAACCCUCAGUGCUUCACCAUCACCCAACCCCGGCCUCACCCCCAUGAGGGCCGCAACCCCAGGAACACUAGUGAGGCCAGCGUCCAAGCUGCGGUCAAGGAGGCGAGGACUGCCGCCGGGCACGAGGAUUAUGCAGCCCCAAAGGACGAUUCCAGCGCCAGUGGUGGCUCAAGUUCCCACCGCUCCCACCGCCCCCGCCACAGCUUCAACUGCCUCGCAGGGCUCGUCCGUGCAGCAGACCUCGCACAACAACUACGAGAUCCACUCGCAGCAUGUCCUGAACAACCGGGCCGGCCAGCCCAUUGCGGAACGCGACAAGAACAGCGCCAAGAUGCUAGUGAUCCUGGCCAGCGGCGAGCAACGUUUAAUCACCUUCACCCUGCGCGAAUCCUGCACGGUGCAGGACCUCCUCGAGCAGGUCGGCGUGCUUGACAACGCCACCACCAUACAGUGCGUGGAGCACCGCGGCGCCAACGUGGAUUUCGUGGUCACUGUGGGCUUCUCGGUAAACGAGUCUGCCAGCGAAUUGAUAUCCCGGGCGGAGGAAAGCCUGCAGAUGAACCGUUCGCAGGACAACCCAGCCCCAGUGCCCGGAGGAGCCGCUGCCAAUCCUGCCACUUCGAACGCUGCCCCUUCGUACGCCCAGGCAAACGCUGCCGCCGAGCAGGCAAAACGAGAGGCCGCAAGUUCAGCAAACCAAACGAUGCCAGGGCGCAGCAUCUUCCGAGCAGCAGCAGCAGGAGCAGCAACUCCUGCGGAGAGUCGCAAGCUAAUCGAUGGCUUUCUCGCCGUGUGCCAACUAUGUGGCUUCACGGGCAUGGAUCACGCUCGCUGUGAGCGCUGCAAGCGCGUCUUCCAGCCCCCCAAGCGAAAGUCCUACAUUGCCAAGUCAAGUGCUGCCUCCUCGCCAGCCUCCUCCUCGUCUACGGCCAGUGACGCACAGCCCCUGACAGCAGGAGCAGCUGCGGCGGAAAAGAAACGAGAACUGGCGGCCGUCGCUCGAUACGGCAAGCAGCUGGCUGGAGUGGCCUACCCAGGAGUGGGAGCUGGUGCCCGUGGCAGAGGAGCGAUGGCCAUACGUGGCGGCAGAGCCAGAGGCGGCAGGCGGGCAGCUGAGGUGGAUCCGGUGGUCUUGCUAAGCAGUGAGGAUGAAGCCGAUGCCGAUGAGACCAACACGGAGACGGGAAAUUCCUCGACGAAUUCCAAACUGAACAAUGGAAAUCUCCACCAAUUGCCCGCCGCCUUUGCCUGCGAACCACAGCUACCGAGAUAGAUGAGACCCUUGUACAAAGACUUUGUGCGCGGCGACGUGACGGAUCUGUCUGAUAUCCCGGAGACGGAGCGCUUCUCCACAUCGGUGAACUGCAGCUGCAUCCGUUUGGUGCCCUACCGCUACGAGAUCACAGAGCCGGUAAGUAGUACCUACGGCGUCCGCAUCGCAGGCGUUGUGCCGGACAAGGAUACAAAGUUUACGCUGCACAUCCACAAGCACGAGGUGAUCAAGGUAAUAGCGCACUUUGGUAGCGCGGAGCCGCUGCCACUCGUCACGCUCUACCUGCUCAAGACGUGCGCCCAGUAGAAGACGCAGCUCCUCCUGCCUGACGAUCAGGCCAGCGAACGCACCAGUUCGUUCCACAUUCGCCGCCUCAUCCUAAUCUUGACAGAUCUCCUCAGUCGCGGCACCAUCAAGUCAAUGUUUAGUUGCGUGGACGAGAUUUCCUCCGAUGCGGCAGAGAUCCUGGAGCGGCUCGCCGAUUCAGACCGCAAGGCACUGGAUAAGAGCUCCAGCAGCCACCGCCGCCGCGCCAAUUGAGGGCGAUGAGCAGGUCACCUUCUGAUGUAUCCGCCCAAGACCUCCGGCAGCCUGUGCAUACGGAUGGGACUAUGUGUGUCUCACCAGGAGUCGUACCUCACGACAUAAUCAUUGAUUUUACCUCGUCUGGCUGCGCACACCCAGAUUCCGAAGGCUCUGCGCGAGCGUACUCAUAUUUUUAGCACUUUCUUUUACAAACGCCUGACAACGCUGACGCGUCCCACGGACAUGAAGCAGACUGCCGCCCAGAAGCGUCAUGCCCGCGUCCAGAAGUGGACCAAGGGCGUGGAUAUCUUUGACAAGGACUUCAUUAUCGUGCCUAUCAACGAGCAGUCGCAUUGGUUCCUGGCCAUCAUCUGCUUCCCCAUAAAAGGACCCGUGACCUACGACACCAACCAGCCUGUGGAGCCGCAGCAGCUAAAGCGACCGCGCGGCAAGAAGGUGUCGCUUCAGAUUGGCAACACAACUAUUACACCACUGACUAAGAGGGGCGAAGGAGGACAGCUUCCGGCCGCCCUCACAUCAGAUAAUAUCUGCCGCAUAGCGGACGAUGAGAGCGAGCGUGAUGAGGCUGAGGGAGAUGACAGCGACAUGGCAUCGGAGGACAGUGAGAACUCGAAUUCCGCCAAGGAAUCCUCUACGGCUACACCCGCUAGCAGCAGCACCCCGAAACCAUCCGCACAGCCCACGGCGUCCAGCGGUCCAGCUAGGACCUGCGGAGCCGACGAUGUGCCCGCCGUGAAGCAGCCGCUGAUCCUCAUCUUCGAUUCCCUGGCGGGUGCCUGCUCGCGCAGCCGCGUGGUGGCCACGCUGCGUGAUUACCUCACCUGCGAGUAUCGCGUGAAGAAGCCGGAUGCGCAGGCGCACGUCUUCAACAAGGACAACAUGCCCGGCCACUGCGUUAAGGUGCCGCAGCAGAACAACUUCACCGACUGCGGCCUCUACCUGCUGCAGUACGUGGAGCAGUUCUUCAGCGAGCCCAUCCGCGACUACCGGCUGCCCAUUAAGCAGCUGACCAACUGGUUUGACUUCCUCACCGUCACCAAGAAGCGCGAGGACAUCGCCAAUCUCAUCCAGCAGCUGAUGGACGAGGGCAAUAAGCAGCAGCAGCGCCAAGUCCUGCCGGUGAUAGAGUUUCCCACCCUCAACGGCCAGCUGGUUGAGUAUCAGGACACGGAGAGCGCCGAGUUUGAGGAGGAGGAGGGCCACGACGACGAGGAGCCUUCCAGUGAUCUGCACGACGAGAACAAUGCGGGCACUGACAUGGAAGUGGAUCCUGUGAACGAGGAGGUGCCCACGCAGACUGCCAAAACCGGCACAUUGGCCAUCGUGCCGGCAGCCCCGGCGACAGCCCCGGUGGCCGCCCCGGCGGCCUCCAAGUUUGUGCUGAAGCGGCGCCUGCAAAACGGUUCCGCCUCAGGUCCCAGUAAUGGGAACGGCACCGGGGAGACCAGCAACGGGGUCCUCAUGCCCCAGGUGGCUAACGCGGCAACUGCAGGUGCGGCGUCGGUGGCAGGCUCACCUGGAGUUCCGCUAACACCGCGCGGCCCCAGCGGAGGCCUAAAAAUACGCAAGAUCGAACCGUAGCAGGAGCAGCAGCUUCUCCUGCUGACCCACCACCUGCCUGCGCUGCUCCAGCUGCCACAGCUGCGGCACCCACACCUGUAAAUACACUAUCACACACA
Molecule: messenger RNA, 5712 nt
Organism: Drosophila serrata
Lineage: Eukaryota; Metazoa; Arthropoda; Insecta; Diptera; Drosophilidae
Source: RefSeq, a predicted model, not a curated record